CUCCUCCAGAGAGUCAGUGCUGAAGAUGAGGGAGAUUAUUCCUGUGCUCUAAAAGGCCAUUAAGGACACCCAUCCACACCAGUGAAGCUCAACGUCAUGUUCCUAAAGAGAUUCUCCCACUGCUGCUAGGAUGAGUGUCUCUCAAGAGACAGAGGAGGCUACAGGUCACAGUGAGACACUCACACCAGAGUCUAGUUUGCCCACAGAGAAUGAUAAGGACAUGGACGAUUAUGUAUCAGCACACACUGAUGCAGGUCUUUCUAGCCUGCAGAUGAAGAGAAUUCCCUCUCCAGUUCCAAGCCAUAUGUCUGUGAAUACCAACCGAUCUAUGAGUCCUCAUCCCCCCCACUUCAGCAAUGAAUCAGCCCCAUCAAGUCCAAACCUGCAGAUGAAGAGAAUUCCCUCUCCAGUUCCAAGCCAUAUGUCUGUGAAUACCAACCGAUCUAUGAGUCCUCAUCCCCACUUCAGCAAUGAAUCAGCCCCAUCAAGUCCAAACCUGCAGAUGAAGAGAAUUCCCUCUCCAGUUCCAAGCCAUAUGUCUGUGAAGACCAACCGAUCUAUGAGUCCUCAUCCCCACUUCAGCAAUGAAUCAGCCCCAUCAAGUCCAAAUUUCUGCAGGCAGUGCAUCAGCAGUCACUGGGAGCAGCCUGGACUACUAGGAGACCAAGCCUGUCCCCAGUGUGGGAAGACAUGCAGAACACAACCUUCUCUACAGCGUCCUGUGGAAACCUGCAAACAGCGGCACUCUCAACAUACACAAGUCAUUAGGACAAAUAUAGACGAUGGGGUCCAAAGAGACGUUGAACAGAAUCAUAAAGCCAUUUUGAAGAGGAAGUUUGAAGGUAUAUCUGAAUGUAUUAAUAAGCCCGAUGACCAGAGACUUCUCAAAGAGAUCUACAUAGAGCUCUACAUCACAGAGGGAGAGAGGGAAAGGGAGAAUAAGGAACAUGAGGUUUGGCAGGUAGAGUCAGCAUCCAGAACACAAACCACAGAAGACACACCAAUCAACUGCAAUGACAUCUUCAAGCCCUUACCUGGACAGGAGAGGCACAUCAGAACUGUGAUGACCAAAGGUGUUGCUGGCAUUGGAAAAACAGUCUCAGUGCAGAAGUUCAUUCUUGACUGGGUAGAUGGAGAAGCCAAUCACAAUAUAAACUUUAUAAUCCCACUGUCUUUCCGUGAGCUCAAUUUAGUCAGGGAUGAUGUGUAUAGUCUUCAAAACCUACUGACUGACUUCCACCCUGAGCUGAAGAAGCUGAACAGUGAAGAAUACACCAACGGUCAGAUUGUGUUCAUCUUUGACGGUUUGGAUGAGAGUCGAAUUUCACUAAAUUUCCAUGAAGAUCUACUGGUAUCUGAUGUAAAACAAGCGUCACCACUGGAUGUUCUAAUAUCAAGCCUCAUUCAGGGAACUCUGCUUCCCUCUGCACUCAUCUGGAUAACCUCACGACCUGCAGCGGGCAGUCAAAUUCCUGCUUGUUUCAUCGACCAGUUUACAGAAGUACGAGGGUUUAAUGAUCCACAGAAAGAGGAGUACUUUAGGAAGAGAAUCAGUGAUGUGAAUCAGGCUAAUAGAAUCAUUGCACACAUUAAGGCAUCCAGGAGUCUCCACAUCAUGUGUCACAUCCCAGUCUUCUGUUGGAUUGCAGCUACUGUGCUGCAACAGAUGCUGGAACGGGACAGCACCCAGGAAAUCCCCAAAACUCUGACUGAGAUGUUUAUACACUUCUUGCUCAUCCAGACCACCAGGAUGAAUCAAAAGUAUGAAAGUGGAACUGAGACAAAUGAAGAGAAGCAAUCACAGAGUGACAUCAUACUGAAGCUGGCAGAACUGGCUUACAAUAAUCUGGAAAAUGGCAAUCUGAUGUUUUAUGAGGAAGACCUGAGAAACUGUGGCAUUGAUGUUGAUAAGGCCAUACAGUACUCUGGCAUGUGCACUGAGAUCUUCAAAGAAGAAUCUAUGUUUCACCAGAGGAAGGUCUUUUGUUUUGUGCAUUUGAGCAUCCAGGAGUUUCUGGCGGCACUCCAUGCCUUUGUUUCAUACAGCUGUCUGAUAAGAAGUCUCGGCUCACUCAUCUGCUUAGAAGGGUUACUGAAGCUCGCAAUAUCAAAAGUGUUGGAAAGUAGAAAUGGACACCUGGAUCUUUUCCUACGCUUCCUUUUGGGCAUCUGUCUGGAAAGCAACCAGAUACUUUUGCAAGAUUUCCUGGACUGCACACACAACAGUUCAGGCAGCAUCAAGGAAAUGUCUCAGUACAUUAAGGAGAUCAACAAAGAGGAUCUCUCCCCUGAAAGAUGCAUCAGUCUUUUGCAGUGCUUAUUUGAAAUGAAUGAUCAUUCCAUUCAUGACGAAAUUAAAGAGUACAAUCUGAAAUCACCAGAGGGCAUUAGACACACAUUAUCCCCUACUCACUGUUCAGCACUGGCCCAAAUGCUUUUGAUGUCUGAAGAGGUGCUGGAUGACUUUGACCUGAAGAGAUACAACACAUCAGAUGAGGGACGCAGGAGACUGCUCCCAGUCCUGAGUUGCUUCAGAACAGCACAUCUUGAUGGGUGUAAACUGAGUGGCAUCUCCUGUGAAACGGUGACAAGAUCCCUGCAGUCUCCUAACUCUUUGAUGCAACUCGAUCUAAGUCAUAAUGCCAUUGGAGAUUCUGGAGUUCAGCUUCUUUCUGCAGGACUCACUAGUCCCCACUGUAAACUGCAGAUCCUGAGACUUGCCAACUGUAACAUCAGUGGGAAAUCCUGUGAAAUUCUUCUACAGCCAGGAUACUCCCUGAUAGAGGUUGACUUAAGUCACAAUGACCUUGAAGAUCCUGCAAUCCAUCAUCUCUCUAAAGGAUUGGUUAGUCCUGAUUCUAAACUGGAGAUAUUAAGGUUGUCUGGUUGUCUAAUAUCAAAGGAAGGCUGCAGUUAUCUGGCUUCAGCUCUGACAUCAAACCACUCCAGUCUAAAAGAGCUGGAUCUGAGCUACAAUCAUCUUGGUGAAUCAGGACAGAAGCUGUUAUCUGCUAGACUGGAGGAUCCUGACUGUGAACUGAAGACACUCAAAAUGGACCACUGUGCUGAAAUGAGAUUAAGACCAGGUGUACAGAAAUAUGCCUGUGAUCUCUCACUGGACCCAAACACAGCACACAGAGAUCUCUGUCUCUCUGAGGAGAACAGAAAGGUGGUGUAUGUGACUGAGAAGCUAGACUAUCCUGACAACACAGAGAGAUUUGACUGCUGGCCUCAGGUGCUGUGCAGAGAGGGUCUGUCUGGACGUUGCUACUGGGAGGCUGAAUGGAGUGGGAAUGGAGCUGAUGUAGCUGUGGCCUAUAAAAGCAUGCAGAGGAAAGAAGGGGAUAAUGCUAGCAUGCUCGGAUAUAAUAAUAAGUCCUGGAAUCUGGAGUGCUCCAAUGGAAAAUACACUGUUAAGCAUAAUAAUGAAAACACUGACAUACCUGCCCCCUCCUCCUGCUCCAACAGAGUAGGAGUGUACCUAGACUGGCCGGCCGGCAUUCUGUCCUUCUAUAGCAUCUCAUCUAAUACACACACCCACCUGCACACGGUCCACUCCACAUUCGUUGAGCCCCUCUAUCCUGGGUUUUAUGUUUGGCCUGACUCCCCAGUUUCCCUGUGCCAGAUCACGUGAACUUGUGAUGCUGAAGUAACACCAGUCACACACAUUUGUUCACUGUUGAUAUUGUACAAAUUUGGCAGGUCUGUUGGUGGUUAGAGUGUGAUGGUAUCAAAACAAUGUGUUCUUUGUGAAAAGUGAUGUGAUCAUUGUCAAAGUUAGCCUUUUUAUUUUCAUUGUACUUAAUAAGCUGAGCAAAAGAAAAAAGUAUACUGUAUUCACUGUAAAGCUCAGAUAUAUCUCACGAGUACCUAAAAUAUGGGUUAGCCUCACUAAUUCAGACCAUACAGCCUGAUUCUAAAUAAUGUUGCACAAAGCAAAAAUAAGAUACAGAUGUACUUGUUGUGACACCCCAGCUCUAUCUUGCUGGGUUCAGCUCUCUCUCCAUGGCUAGCCUUAUAUUGUUUGUGGCCUGUGUCUGUUCCUCCUGCAAGUGAUCAAGAGGGAAACUGUGGAGCUUGUGAGUUCUGCUCAAGUGUGCUAAUUGGAUGGUGGAUAAAAUCAGUGCUCUCCAGUUUUCUCUCUCUCUCUCUCUGCUUUCUCUUCUCUCUUGCUUCUUCACUUUUGCACUCUUGGUAGCGCUGGCUGCAGUCCUGCUUCAUUUACCUUUUUUGGACUGUCCACAUGCUGACUUACACAACAGUUUUGCUUUGCCUUACACAGAUUGACUUCUUGUAAAUAAUACAUAUAUAAAAUAUA
Alosa alosa (allis shad) is the source of this 4318-nucleotide messenger RNA. RefSeq names its product NACHT, LRR and PYD domains-containing protein 12-like. The record is from RefSeq and is a predicted model, not a curated record. The transcript is spliced from 12 exons. Bases 131 to 3634 code for a protein of 1167 amino acids. Gene Ontology annotation, molecular function: protein binding. NCBI's taxonomy places the organism in Eukaryota, Metazoa, Chordata, Actinopteri, Clupeiformes, Clupeidae.